Molecule: messenger RNA, 1221 nt
Organism: Linderina pennispora
Lineage: Eukaryota; Fungi; Kickxellomycota; Kickxellomycetes; Kickxellales; Kickxellaceae
Product: Pantoate-beta-alanine ligase
Exons: 1
Coding region: 1-909 (302 amino acids)
Biological process (GO): pantothenate biosynthetic process
Molecular function (GO): pantoate-beta-alanine ligase activity
Source: RefSeq, a predicted model, not a curated record
AUGGCCAACAUCGUCCAGGUCCUGCAUACCGUCAAGGAAGUCCGCGAAUGGCAUGCGGCUCAGCGCCAGGCCAACAAGACGAUCGGCUUUGUGGCCACCAUGGGCGCCCUGCACAGCGGGCACCUGAACCUGGUCCAGCAAGCAUCGUGCGAAUCCGGCUCGGUAAUCGUCAGCAUCUUUGUGAACCCCGCACAAUUCGCGCCGCACGAGGACCUGGAUCAGUACCCGCGCACGCUCGACGCUGACGUGGCAAAGUUGACAGAGUUUGCCCAGACCGCCGCAGGCCAGGCGUUUGCUGUGUUUGCUCCAUCCGUCAGCGAGAUGUACCCGCGCGGAAUCACCACCCACCGUGACCAGCAAAAGGGCACGUUCGUCGAGGUGCUUGGACUCAGCGAGAUGCUGGAGGGCGGCACGCGCCCGCAUUUCUUCCGCGGCGUAGCCACGGUUGUCAGCAGGCUGUUCCAUAUCACCAUGCCCGAUAAGGCGUUCUUUGGCCAGAAGGACGUGCAGCAGUGCUGUGUGCUGCGCGCUAUGGUGCGCGAUCUGCAUUUCCCUGUCGAGCUGCGUAUCGGCGCGACUGUGCGUGACCCCACUGAUGGCCUGGCAUUGAGCAGCCGCAAUGUCUAUCUGACGGAGGACCAGCGCAAGAGAGCCCCGGCUUUUUAUCGCGGACUGUGCAAAGCCAAGGCACUGUUCGAGUCUGGCGUGUUGGAUCGCGAUGAGCUUGUUGGUGCUGUCAUCAAGGAGGCUGCCACGCAGGAUCUUGAGAUUGAGUACAUCAGCCUCAGCGACCCAGAUACCCUGGAGGAGGUCGACAGUGUCACUAGCUCAGGUGCUAUCCUUUCGGGCGCCUGGAGAAUGGGCACCACCCGCCUCAUUGACAACAUGCUCAUCGGCUUCGAAUUCUAGACGCAAUAAAUGCCAUUCUGCAUGUGACUACUGUCCCCAGUACAUUGCAUGCUUGAGUCGGUAGACACUGGCAUAAGGCUUUGUGCCAAGCACUAAACCCCGAGCCAGGUGUGCGAUGAUGGACGAUCUGGCGCUGAUUCGCAUUACGAUACUCAGCCUUGGGUCUUUGAGGCGCACAAUGGCCACUUGCCCCCUGGCGCAUCGCUUUCAUCAUACUGUUGUGGUAUGGUGCUGGAGAUGAUAAAAGGCUGGCACUUGGCAUCCGUCAUCUUCUCUCUCUCUGUUCUCGCUGAAUAAAAACUUUCAAACCAC